Molecule: messenger RNA, 738 nt
Organism: Pyricularia grisea
Lineage: Eukaryota; Fungi; Ascomycota; Sordariomycetes; Magnaporthales; Pyriculariaceae
Exons: 3
Coding region: 1-738 (245 amino acids)
Source: RefSeq, a predicted model, not a curated record
AUGGCAACCACAGAGGCAGCUGCUCCGUCAUUGCCAGACUAUGUGACGGAUGCUAAUGCCGUGAGUAAAGACGAAGCAAAAUGGAGAUACGGCAGAGCUCCGGACUACAGCAAGACUCGCAAGAUCUGGGCCGAGAGCAAAAAGUCAAACCACACCGCAGGCUCACUACCAGACCUGAUCGAAAAGCUGGUCAAGAACUGGGAGAUUGAGGCCUCGUUCAAGGUCGACCUUGCCGACUGGCGCACCGUUGACCGCGAGGCGUACUGCUUCUCGGUCAACGGCGGGCCGCCGCAGACUGGGCAGCACAUGCUCGAGGUCGGGACCUACAACGCCCUGAUCAAGUCCAACGAGUUCUACUGCCCCGCCCACAGCACCUUUGAGACCAGCCACAAGACCUUCAAGCGCAUGAUGCCGACUUUUGCCUGGGAGGUGCUUGAAGUCUACAGCGGGCCGCCCGUUGCAGCGUUUCGGUGGAGGCACUGGGGCACGUUCAAGGAGAAUUAUACGGGGUUUAACAGCAAGGGCGAAAAGAUCACCAUGAAAGCACACGGCGGGACCAUCGACAUUGAAGGCAUCGCCGUAGCCACGCUCAACGACAAGCUGCAGAUCAAAAAGGUUGACAUCUGGUUCGAUCCCAUGGCCAUGUUCCACCAGAUGAAGGAGGUUCUAGGCGACGAUUCGAUCAAGGAUAUUGUUCAUUCUGCCGCGGUCGGGGCCGAGGGCGAGGCUAGUGCUUAG